Amphibalanus amphitrite is the source of this 1819-nucleotide messenger RNA. Its product is annotated as U4/U6.U5 small nuclear ribonucleoprotein 27 kDa protein-like. The transcript has 4 exons. The record is from RefSeq and is a predicted model, not a curated record. Gene Ontology annotation, cellular component: precatalytic spliceosome. NCBI's taxonomy places the organism in Eukaryota, Metazoa, Arthropoda, Thecostraca, Balanomorpha, Balanidae. The coding region runs from base 236 to 895 and encodes 219 amino acids. Gene Ontology annotation, biological process: RNA splicing.
AAAUCUCACCGUGGUGUGAUAUACACGGUCCCUUUUGGGACAGUAUCAGUAGCUGUAUGUCCAGCUCGUCCAGCUGUUGAGAGCAGUAUUCUAACCUCACUGCAUUGAUCAGAGGCCUCUCCAAACCCAUCCACUGAGGGAUUCGUACCUCUGAGUACCACUGAGGGACUAAGGGACUCGUACCUCUGCGACCGUCCGGCAGCCGGGCUCACCGGACCCCUCCUGCCGAGUCACCAUGCCACCGCGGAGCCGGAGCCGCUCCCCAGUCCGGCGCUCAGACCGCGACCCGGACCGCUACGCAGACCGUCACGGGGACCGAGACCGGCACGGAGACCGUCACGCGGACCGUCAUGGAGACCGUACCCGAGACAGAGAGUUGGAGCGGGUUCGAGACAGAGAUGUGGACCGGACCCGGGACCGAGACAUUGAGAGACGCGGAGACAGAGACAGAGAGAUCGAGCGGCUGAGAGAGCGAGACAGAGAGAGGGAGAGGCUCCGCGAGAGAGACAGGGAGAGGGAGAGAGAGCGGGAGCGCGAGCUCCGGAGACGGGAGAAGGAGCGAGAGAGGCCCGAGCGACGCUCCCGCUCUCGGGAGAGGGAGAGAGAGCGCCGGGGUGAGACCUCGAUGGAGCGCGACUCGUCUCCGGCCGGCCGAUCGAUGCCCAAACCCAAACUGCUCAAACGGCCGGAGUUCACCGAGGAGGACUUCAAGGGGAAAACUCCAGAAGAAAUCGAAAUGAUGAAGAUCAUGGGCUUCGGAGGAUUUGACACUACCAAAGGUAAGAAGGUGGACGGGAACAACCAGGGUGCCGUUCACGUGGUGCUGAAACGACGCUACCGGCAGUACAUGAACAGGAAGGGCGGCUUCAACCGGCCGCUAGACUUUGUGCUGUAAAGGCGGCCCGAGGGGUGAGGUCGCUAGACAUUGUGCUAUAAAGUUCGGCCCGCGUGGUGAAGCCGGCAGACAUUGUGAUUUGAGAGCGACUCAACUGAGUGAAGUCGCUAGAUUUUGUGCUCUAAAGACGGUGCGAGGAGUGAAGCCGCUAAACUACUGUGCUCUGAGGUUGGCUCAUGGGAUAAAGUCACUGGACAUUGUGCUCUGAGGGCGGCCAUAUGGACACUAUGGGUGGUACUCGAGAUGCCGCGUGGCUACCCUGGUAACGGAGUCAUAGCCGGUAGCCUUUGAGGUAUGAGUGCGGAAUGCGGAUCAAGACACAACGCGUGGACUUUCAGUGCUCCGAGUGUCACCAGUGAACGCUUUUGGUGUACUUUGGUGUGCCGUGGAGCGUCACCAAGGACACUGGUGGCGAACGGAGUCCUCUGGGUGUCAACCAAGGGACGCUACUGGUGGAUCCAAUAGAAACCGAGUGAGUCGUGGUUAGUGAGCGACGAGUCAAUGCUGAGGUUUGGGACUCAUGGACACUGGUGUGUGAAUGGAGUCGAUGGUGGAGCCUGUUGGUCUAUCCUGAUCUGUAACUACCGUGAGAAUUUUGUGCUAUGUGGUGUAAAACUAAAAAUCAAACGUUCGAGCUCAUUCUGAAGACAGCUGCCUAUGCUUUUCAUUUUCAUGUCACAUUAAGCAAAGACAAUUCAUUUGUGUUUGGCCACCUUUAUCAUUUAACCCGAAAUGUCUGAUAGCAUGCGGAUUGCACGUCGGUGUGUCUGUAAACGCCUGUUGUCUGAUCUUAUGGUGUCCUGCAUUUUUUCUUUGGUUGGGAUGAGAAGAGUGCAGGUACUUGCGUACGCUUCCCUCACUUUUGUAUGUUUUGCAUCCAAGAUUGUGUUACAUAAGUUCAGUAAUAAAAACAAUGAUACAAAA